Messenger RNA from Bursaphelenchus okinawaensis, 2072 nucleotides. The record is from the annotation of a GenBank genome assembly. NCBI's taxonomy places the organism in Eukaryota, Metazoa, Nematoda, Chromadorea, Rhabditida, Aphelenchoididae.
AUGGAAUCCGCUGGCGCUGCCCCUAUACUCAAUUCUGUUGAUAAUGCUUCUUUGAAUGAUGAUGCGAAUCAAGUUGGGCCUUCUGCGAUAAAUUUAAUGGAUCAACAGGUUGCGAAUCCGUCUGAUCCAGUAAUUAAUCCAAUCGAUCCGUUAAUGAAUAUUCCUGCUCCAUUAAUCAAUUCAGUUGAAUCUCCAGCGUCCCGUAUCAUUCGUGUACGUCGAAAACGAAGUGCUAAUCCUCAUAGUGGUCUUUUGGUAUCAGAUUCAUUUGACGAUUCAGCUGGACCUUCGAAACGAGCUAAAUCUGAUUUUGAUUUGGAUCAAGCAACUGCCUUCAAAUUAAUUGGAACUUUACCAUUGCCAGAUGUACGAGAUGCUGCUAGAAUUUUCUUGAAUUCAAAUACUCCAAAGGUAAAUAUUUAUUUUGAUUUUUAGGGGUACCGAUAUUAUACUUGACGAAUUGUGAUGUUGAAGAAAAAUUUGUGUUAUUACUGGGGAAAAUGGUUAUAUUAGAAGCUUGACAAUGUGAUAAUGAAUGUUUUGACAAAAUUUGGAGUUGUUUUGACAACUAUUUUUUGGGUAGCAACAAAAAGCAAUAUUGUACUAGCUUUUCUCCGAAUUUUUUUUAUACUACACUCAAAAACUCUUGUUUUACUUGAUAAAACUUUGGAACAAUAUAAUUAAAAAGUUUUUAGAAGUUAGAAUGCAUUGACUUUGAUGCAACAACGGAUGUCCCAGUUCAAUCAGCACCAGUUGUACCUGUUGAAGUUGACGAUGUGAAUCAGAUGUUGGAUGAAAGUGUGAGGAAGGUCAACAAAUUAAACUUGAAGCCAGACGAUCCAUUUCUUGCUGUUCCUGAUGAUGUAAGUUGAGUUUUUUGGUUUUGUUGCUUAAAAUUGAAAAAUUUAAAAUUUGGAAAUAGUUUAAAUUUAGAUAAAUUUUUUAAAUUUAAAAUUCUAGGCCCCUCUAGCCCGUCCAGAAUCCGGCUUCGACGAUGAUUAUGUAUACGACUUUUAUCAUACAGAAGACUACGUUCCUCGAGGUGAAGUGAGUAUGGUUAAUGUCAGACUGCCAACUGACGAAGAACUUCAACUCUACUUUGGUCACGAAGAUGAUGGAGAAAGUGAAGAUGCGGAUGACGAUUCAAAUGCCGAAAAUCAUUUUGCCAAUGAUUAUCCGGAUGAAGACGAGCUCGAUCGAUCAUUGGAGAACGAUGAUACUUCAUCUGAGGACAGUUAUGGUAAGAUUUCGAUGUGUUUCUGAUAUUUUUAGGGUGUAACAAGGUGUUGAAUGAUGAGAAACUGCUAAAUAUGGCUUUGAAAAAUUUUUUUCUUGUUUGAAUUGAUCAAAAUAUGUAUUUUUAGGUUUAAAUUGAUUUAAAAACAGCAUUUUUUGAUAAAUUUUAGGCUAAAACUGAUGUUAAUGUGAAGAAAAACAAUUUUCAAAGGCAUUUUUAGGAUCAAAAACUUACGUUAUAGGCUUAUUCUAGUAUUUAAACAUGAAGAUUAACGUUUUUAAAACACAAAGAAUAUUGUGACAGCUUGAUUUUUAAUCAAAAAUCAUUGUUACACUUCUUUUUUCCAAGAAAACCUAUCGUUUUUGACGAAAAACCCCUCCAGGCUCGCAAAAAUGGCGCUUUUUACACUGAAUUUUUGUUGUUUUUCGACGAACGAAGCCUUUGGCUUUAUUUACAGACGGUUUUUCCUUGCCUUAUUUACUACUUUUCGAAAGGGGAAUUAUAUUUAGGCUUUUUACAACGGUUUUUAGGCGUAGGUUUUAGGUUUUACAAGGUUUAGGUAACAAAACAGGGAAAAAACUUUUACCACGCCCAAAUUUUUUUUGCCAUGCCUUUAAAAAUACUUUUUCUUAUCUUAUCUUAUACAUUUUUUCUAAAGCUAAAACGUUUUCUCUGUUAAAUUAUCUACUCUCCCCCCCCCUCCCAAAAAAAAUUUUUACCACGCCCUGAAAUUUUAGACCAUUACGGGGACGAGCGGGACUACGACGAUUGCUAUAACGAAGAAAGAUUGUCAUCUGACGAAGACGGAUCGAUCGCUAGCGGAAUGGCCUAUUAA